AUGUCUCGUCAGUCCUGUGGCCUAGGAAAAGGGUUCAGCUCCAACUCUGUUUGCUUCGGAGGCAGGAACAAGGUCACGUUCAGCUCUGCAUCCCGAGGAGGAUGCCGGGGGUCCGGCAACACUGGUGGCUUCAGCAGCAGGAGCCUCUUUGCCUUAGGGGGCAAUAGAAACGCCUCUGCAGGAGGGUUUGGUGGUGUCUGCAGAGGGUUUGGAGCUGGUGGCCAAGGAGGCUUUGGCUAUGGCUAUGGGGCUGGGGCAGCAUUUGGUGGUGGGUCUGGAGGAGGCUUCAGUGGAGGCUUCGGUGGAGGCUUCGGUGGUGGUUUUGGUGGCUUUGGUGGAGGGUUUGACAGUGGGAUGGGGGGACAAGGCUUCCCCGCCUGCCCACCGGGUGGCAUCAGGGAGGUGACCAUCAACCAGAGCCUGCUGGCCCCACUCAACCUCGAGAUUGACCCCGAGAUCCAGAAGGUGCGGACUCAGGAGCGUGAGGAGAUCAAGCAGCUCAACAACAAAUUCGCUUCCUUCAUUGACAAGGUCCGGUUCCUCGAGCAGCAGAACCGGGUCCUGGACACCAAGUGGAAGCUCCUGCAGGAGCAGGGCAGCCCUGGGACAGGGAGCAGGAACCUCGACCCCUACUUUGAGACCUACAUCAAUGGGCUGAGGAGGCAGCUGGACACCCUGUCCAGCGAGAAGAGCCAGCUGGAGUCAGAGCUGAAGAGCUUCCAGGACAUGGUGGAAGACUACAAGACCAAGUACGAGGAGGAAAUAAACAAAAGGACAGCGGCUGAGAACGACUUUGUGCUCCUCAAAAAGGAUGUGGACACAGUCUACAUGACCAAGGUGGAACUUCAGGCAAAGUUAGAUUCUCUGGCAGAUGAGAUCAACUUCUUGAAGUACCUUUAUGAAGUGGAGCUGUCUGAGAUGCAGAAGACUGUUUCUGACACCUCUGUGGUUCUCACCAUGGACAACAACCGAAACCUGGACCUGGACAGCAUCAUUGCAGAGGUCAAAGCACAGUAUGAGGAGAUUGCCAACAGGAGCCGAAUGGAGGCUGAAUCCUGGUACCAGAGCAAGUACGAAGAGCUUCAAGUCACCGCAGGCAAACACGGGGACAGCCUGAAGGACUCCAAGGCCGAGAUCUCUGAGCUCAACCGUGUCAUCCAGAGGAUUCGCUCCGAGAUCGAGAGCGUGAAGAAACAGACUCUGCAGAGCUCCAUCGCGGAUGCUGAGCAACGCGGGGAGGUGGCCCUCAAGGAUGCCAGGGCCAAGAUGACUGACCUGGAGUCAGCCCUGCAGAAGGCCAAGGCAGACCUGGCCCGGCAGCUCCGGGAUUACCAGGAGCUCAUGAAUGUCAAGCUGGCUCUGGAUGUGGAGAUUGCGACCUACAGGAAGCUGCUGGAGGGAGAGGAGUGCAGGAUGUCUGGAGAGUGCCAGAGCAACGUGAGCAUCUCCGUGGUGGGAGGUGGCAGCAGCUCCAUGGGAGGCGGAUACGGCAGCAGCGGAAUAUUCUCCAUUUCUGUGGUUCAAGUUCAGCGCACGUUGAUUAACAUCAUGGCUGCUAAAAUGAGCCUUUUCCACUAUGUUUUCAAGGCUUGA
Messenger RNA from Nestor notabilis (Kea), 1593 nucleotides. Its product is annotated as keratin, type II cytoskeletal 4-like. The record is from RefSeq and is a predicted model, not a curated record. Lineage: Eukaryota; Metazoa; Chordata; Aves; Psittaciformes; Psittacidae. Gene Ontology annotation, cellular component: keratin filament. The transcript is spliced from 10 exons. The coding region runs from base 1 to 1593 and encodes 530 amino acids. Gene Ontology annotation, biological process: keratinization; intermediate filament organization. Gene Ontology annotation, molecular function: structural constituent of skin epidermis.